This is a messenger RNA of Nematostella vectensis (starlet sea anemone), 2888 nucleotides long. Its product is annotated as protein boule-like. The coding region runs from base 1609 to 2145 and encodes 178 amino acids. Gene Ontology annotation, molecular function: RNA binding. The record is from RefSeq and is a predicted model, not a curated record. NCBI's taxonomy places the organism in Eukaryota, Metazoa, Cnidaria, Anthozoa, Actiniaria, Edwardsiidae. The transcript has 9 exons.
CAGCGACCACGUCGAAAAAUACAAUGCGGGCACGGCGGAAAAAUUGCGCGAGCAGGCGAGCAUUAGCAGAAAACUGCGAGCACAUCGAAAUUUCGGGGGACCAUUCUAUGCCUCCCUCUUUUUAACAGGGGCGGAGUUCCAGCGAACUGAGAGGGCCAGGGGGAGGGGCCCCUCUUCUUUCUGUUUUUAAUUCUUUUUAUAUUGUUAAAAGUGGUACACGUUUAAAUCGAUUGGUUGAUAAAUUCUCUCUAGCGUGGGAUAUAACGGAGAGAAGACUUAGAAGGAAGAAAUGAUAAACCAAUUGUCCGAGGAUCGAACGUCCUUAGAUAAAAUAAACGAGCGAAAAAAUAGACCAAACUUCCAGACAUACGCUGAAACGCCGUAUUGUAAUUGGCUCUAGGCUGGAGAUUUCGAAAUCAGCACCACUAUAUUGCUACCCUAGGUACGAGAGUCUCUAGCUUUGUUCGUUUACUAUGCACCCUUUUACUGACUCGCUUCGCGGCUCGUGUUGUCGGAGUUGAGCUUGAGCCUCUAGUACCGAGGGUACUGAUCUAGCGAACUGUGCAACACAAAGGAACCUGAGCUACCCGUGCAUUAAUUAGGAGGCAAUAGUCAGGAUCCCAGUCCUGUCAUGUCAUAUUCGGUUACGACUCGGAAUGUAAUUUGCAUAGACAGCGUAGUCCCACACCACCCUAGACCUCUAUCGACAGGUCGCAAACAUUGACAGUCCGCAUGUACUUCCCUUAGCCUUAGUUACGUCUAAGUUACGUCUCACACAACAGCUCACCAUUUGGAAGUUAGUGCGGAAACUGAGAGAAAGACAAGAAGGGUCUAGGGUGGUGCGGUAUGGUGUGCGUGGCUAAGCUGUCUACGCAAAUUACAUUCCAAGGAUGCCAUUUGACCAGCUGCUAUGCCCCGAUCAUCAACGGAAAUUGACGUUAAAAAAAUCAUUUCGCAGGAUUUCAGCCGAUUGCUUGAAAAGGCCAAUUCGGUGAUAGUCAGUGAUAGUCCAGUGUCAGUGUUGUCCUACUGAUUAAAAUCCGGGCAGAAAAUCUGGCUGAAGCUGAGGUAGUAAGAAUAAAGUUUCAAGCCUUGUCUCAUUAACAUACUUAUUAUCGACUCAAAAUCUAAAAUUGAGCUUCUUGGGAAGAAAAAAACACAACAAACGAAUAAAUUCACACCCCAACUAAGUUUAUUUCAUGAAUUAGAUCAUAAAGAUAUAACUCAUAGAUGUUUAUUUGCGUGAAUUCGUAUGCCCUUAGAAAUCAUUCACUGACGCGUGUGGGAAGCCGGGGGGCACCCUUGUGUGCUAGCUAGGGUACCCCAUGGCCACACCCCAGUAGGAUCACUCAACCACGGCAAACUUGACAGAAGACACUACGUGAUUCUUUGAAUUUCAGUGAAGUUAAUUUUUUAAAAAUGCUACCAGCUAAAAUACUUCUACUUUACAAAAUGACACUGCCUUUAUAAAACCUGGAAAUAUGAGCUUUUUCGUGCGUGUACUAUAAGUGCAAUGUUGAGCCAGGCUACCUUGGCCGCUGUCCAAAUGUAGACCGAGUGGGUGACAGUUGACUUGUAGAGGAGAGAGCGCACUAAUGGAUUAAAGAAAUGGAUGUACCAGUGCUAAGGUACCCCAAUAGGAUUUUUGUUGGUGGAGUAGCCUUCCAGACUACGGCAAUUGAACUCAGAGAACUGUUUGAGAGCUAUGGGGCGGUGAGAGAUGUGAAAAUUGCAAGAGAUGGAGAAGGAGUUAGCCGUGGGUAUGGAUUUGUGACGUUUUUUCGUGAUGACGAUGCGAAGAAAGUCUUCAAAUUGGGUACGGUUUUUUACAAAGGAAAAAGGCUUGUGAUUGGCGAAGCAUAUCGAAAACUGAGCUUUGGGCAUGUCCCUGAUUUGUAUUGUAGUUAUGGGGGGUAUGCCCAGGUAGAUUGGCCACCCAAGCAGAUUUUGCCACAAGCUCAACAAGCCUCACAUAUCCAACACAUGAUGGCACCACAACAUCAUCAACUGUGUCAUCUUCCAACACCACAAAUGUUUCUGCAACCACCACAGCUUCACCAACAUGUAGUAUCUCAGUCAUCACCCCAAUCAGAACAGCAUCCUGUCAUAUGGCAGGCUGUCUACAGGCCCUUGGGUCCACCAUGACUGAGGCUGUCCCCCUAAAGGCUCUGAAGGAGGACUACAAGAUUUUGCAGGAUUUUGUAGGAUUUUGCCAACAUAAAAUCGUCCUCGGGGACCCAUGGUAGCUUGGAGUUUAGAGUAGCGCUUGCCUCUGACCUCCGCCACGCCCUGGGUUCCCGAGGAUGAGAUUAAAUUAGCAUACAAAGAUAGUGGUCCAGGUUAUACCACAGUAGCAAGUGUUAUUGUAUUCAUACUUGGCAGUUUUAAUUUUGGAAAUUAGAAACACUUGUAAAUAAAUCAACCAAAUAUAAAGCAAAAUAUUUUAGAAAGAUAGUUUAUGGCUCAUAACAUGCUUGAGGACAGAUACCUUAAGGAGCAUUUGGCAAAUACUGCUAAGUUUCGAACAUGUAACUUCGUCAGUCUAGUUAGCAUGAUUUGAAGCUGCAUUAUAACCAGUUUACUUCUGGAGGGCGGACAGAAACCUCAAAAGAUAGAAGAAUCUAUUAGAAUCCGCGCUAAUAAACCAUAUGCUCUAAAUUAUCAGUUACAUCCUCGAAGAAACUUUCAUUAGACUCAAUGCUAUUAUAAUUUUAAUAUUUUUCGCAUUUUCCGUUAAAAAUCAUCGGAGAUUGUUAAGUAAUCGACCGGAAGUAAACUGGUGACAAUGCGGCUUUCAAGUUAGGCCUGUAACAGAAGGAGGGGGUGUUUGGUUUUAUCUCUCAAACUUAAAAAAAAAAAGAUUAGAGUACCACGGCGAUUUACCAAAA